GCCACUCGCUGUUGUCCCAGCAGCCAGCCCCCGCCUCCCUUCUCAGGAAGCUCGGGUCUCCCAGGGAGCCCGGCUGCCCUUGGGGGAGGCCUCUGAGCUGUGUGCCCUGCAGCUCCGCCAGCUUUCGGGGCGACACUAGAGGGGCUCUGCGCCCCCCGCGUGGCUCGCGCUAAGCCCGGCAGGAGGGAGCGUCUCGGCGGAGGAGUGAGGAGGACGGGAGGGAGAGGCGCACCAGAGCCUCGGUCCCGGGCGCCCUGGUCGGCCGCGGAAGAACUGCAGCCUACAACAGGAAGCUAAGCGUCUCUGGCGUGCUAUCCACCCCGCUUGCUGUCUGACGCUGCUGCAUCCCAGCUCGUCCAGGAGGCACAGGUGGGCUCAUUUCCCAAAGGCAGACCAGCCAGGAGUGCUGAAUGCGAAUUCAGCCACGGGCUAGGGAGCACUAACCAAAGCCUGCAGGAUGGACUUCGUCAUGAAGCAAGCCCUCGGAGGGGCCACCAAGGACAUGGGGAAGAUGCUGGGGGGAGAGGAGGAGAAAGACCCAGACGCACAGAAAAAGGAGGAGGAGCGGCAGGAGGCCCUGAGGCAGCAGGAGGAAGAGCGCAAGGCCAAACACGCCCGCAUGGAAGCUGAGCGAGAGAAGGUCCGGCAGCAGAUCCGAGACAAGUAUGGGCUGAAGAAGAAAGAAGAGAAGGAAGCAGAGGAGAAAGCAGCCCUGGAACAACCCUGUGAGGGAAGCCUGACCCGGCCCAAGAAGGCCAUCCCUGCAGGCUGUGGGGACGAGGAGGAGGAGGAAGAGGAGAGCAUCCUGGACACAGUGCUCAAAUACCUGCCGGGGCCGCUGCAGGACAUGUUCAAGAAGUAACCCGGCCGCCUCCGGCCCUUCCACGUUACGAUUAUUAUUUUUUUUUUUUGGUGUUCUUAGUCUUUUCUUUCUUUCUUUCUCUCUUUCUUUCUUCCUUCCUCCCUUUCUUUCUUUUUAUUCAGUUAAGUCUCAGUUCCAAAGGGGAAAACCUCAGUCGGCCUCUGCUCCCUUUCCCUAGUCAAGGACUCCUCUCCUGUGCAGUCCUUGACAGGCCCUUCAUCCCAGGGUUUCUAGUCCCUUUUCACUCCCAAGUAGCUUUAAAAAAGAAGAAGAAGAAAGAAAAACCCAGAGCCAGAGGCACUGAACCCAGAGCCGGAGGCACUGGGUGUCCCUCCAGAAGAAUCCCAUGGUCUAUGUUAGUGUGGUAACACUCCCCCAUACAUUCCUUCAUGCUCCCCACUGCCAGGAGGACCACUGUCCCCAGUCAGCCAAAGUAAUGACACAUUCCAGCCCUGCCCAGCAUGCUGACCUUUGGCCUCUGAACCCCCAGUGGGAGUCCGGGUCAGGGCAGAGGCACCGAGUGGUCUGGCUCCAGGAAGGCUCUUCAGAGUAAGCCUGUCCUGGAGAGCCUAGCUCUGAGAGGCUCUAGCUGGGUCUGGCCAGGUUAGAAUCUGGGCAGGGGGCUGGGGCUGUACUCUUUCCUCUUCCUGGUGCCGCUGGCCAGGAGCACACCUCUCCCAACCCGACCUAAAGAAUCAUGGUCCCUGCCAAGCGGCUCCCUCCAAAUGGAUCCUCUUUGGACUUUAGCACAUCUGUGGAGGAGCCAAGGGCAGGGCAACCCUUUAUUUCUCUCUCAUCUGACUUAGGUCCUGGGACCCCACUGCCAGGCUAGGCCCCAGUCUGCCCAGCCAAGGGGCUGCCCAGGUCCCCAGAAAAUACUUGGAGCCAUCGGGCAGUGAUGGUCUGUGCCACGAGGGUCCUCAUUGGUACAGCCAAACUGCCCCCAUUCCUGUCCACCCUUCUUCCCUCCAUGUCCUGUCCAUGUGCUUCCAAGUCCCCAUUGUCCCCAGGAGGACCCUUCUUGGCCAAAGCCCCAAACAGCUGGGGAGAGAAGCCAAUCGCCACCUGACAAAAAGACUGUCCAUUCAUCCCACUGGCCAAGAGUCAGCUCUCCUCUGGGAUGUAUAGGACUGGUAUGUGUUCUCGCGUACCACAUUGUCAAGGCUUCCUGUUCUGUGACUUGUGUAGAAAUGGAGGGACAAAAGGGGAGGCGCAAAUGAGGGACGAGCAUGUGUGAGUCCUCACACACUCGAUAAUGCACGGCAGACCCAUCAUACAUCUAGGUGCGGUGUGUCUUGAGAUUGCAUGUGUAUGUGUAGCUCUGUUUAUCUGACGUACCUCGUGUAUAUGUGUUUGUGGGAUGUAGUGUGCCUGAGUUUCGAUUAUGUUCUCAGUGUGUGCUAGCCAUCUCGUGUGUUUAAAGAUUGCAUGUGUUAGCUUGUAUAUGCAUGUACUUUCAAAAUGGCAUGUGUGUCGAGAGCGACAGGUUACAUGUUAGCUGCAGACAUGUGUGUUUGAGAGAACUGUAAUGUGGGCUAAGACUGGUGUUCAUGUGUAUGGGUCUAAAGCAGGCAGUCAUAUGCACAAGUACAAGUUCUCGCUUGGAGAGCAAGAACCAAAGUGAGAUGCUUCCUCCAACCCUGAGACUGUCAGUCACAGACGGCCACAUCUGACAGGAGACCUUACCUUGGCCUAGAGUCCUCCCACCCUUGGGGCUUUCCUACCUGAGGUCCUCAGAAUGCUACUGGGACAGACCCAGGCAGUACCCCAGGAAGCCAUGCUAGGCCCCUACCAGGGCCUAUCCCAAAAGCAGGGGCCCGGGAGGGGGCGACUUGCCCGCUCCCGAAGCCCUUGUCCCACUGGCCCCAGUUUGCAUUCUGCAGGUUUUCCAUUUUAGUGGACUUACGCUUUUAUUUCGGAGAAGACAGACGUCUUCCCUGUCCGUUUCCAAUAGUUAAAGCCAUAUCAGUUAGACCGCAAUACUUUAAAGAUGAGACUAAACAAUCCAUAUGUGUAGGGAACCAGAAAAGUCCCCUGGUCUCUCCCUUCUCUAAGGAGCAGGGCUUCGGCAGCUCCAGCUCCCGGGACUUACCCUUCCCCCACCCCACCCUCUUGGGCCCCUGUGUCAUCUCGCAGGGGGCCAGUGUUUAUGUCUAUGUCUGUGGUGGGGAGCCAUCUUGCACCCCUAUCGUCUGCUUGUUCCUGUUUUUUAUCCUGGGCAGGAUGGUCAUUCUCAAGAGCCUCGGGGUCCUGGGCCAGAGACAGGCAGGGACCAGUCCAGGGGCCCCAGACCUCCCUAGACCCUGAGUGUGACCCCCACCCCCACCCACCCCCCCACACACACAAAGGCAGGGAAGGACACCAGUGUUAAGAAAAGACUAACCCUUCCCAGGUGGACCUCAAAAGUAACAACACAGUACAGAGGAGCAGAUGGGUGAGUAGUGGAAACCAAGACCCGAGCUGCCAACAGGCAAAGAACCCAGCCAUGCAAGAACUCACAUGGGCCCCAGAGACUCCAGACCCUUCAACUGAAAACUGGUGGUUUCCAUGGCUCCAAAGAGCCCAGAGGGGGCUCAGGGCUUUUCAGCCCCACCCAGCGCCCUUCAGGCUGGGCUGGCUUAAUCUAGAUUUACGUCUCCUUUCUAUCCCCAGGAAGCAGAUUCUGAGGUCCUUUGAAGGUGGAGGCAAGAGAAUUUCUACUUGGUACAUACCUGGUUCCACCCACACAAAGCCCAGGGAGAUGUAAUGAUUGAUAUAGCCUGGGCUAUAGGGAGAAAACAACGGGCAACCUUGGAAGGGUGCUAUGUACCACACAUUCUUGGGAGGACAGAACUUGGGUGCUUGAGCACUGGAAAAGACGUUUGUUCACUCGAUGUGCCUAGAGCAAGAAGUGUUUGUGGUCCACAGAAUGGGCAGAUGAAUAGAUCAUGCAGGAAUUCAGUGUGCAAAUGGCAUGCUGAUAAGAGGCCAUACACACACACACACACACACACACACACACACACACACACACACGCACACACUGCACCUGGAAAUCACCACCAGUGAGAAGAAAGGGAACGGAGCGUCUCUGGGCCUCUGUGGAGAUGACACAGGGUAUCCAGAGUGGCCUCCAUUUCAGCUCCAAAGCAGCAGAAAGUGAGUCCUUAGCAGCCAAACUCCACGGAGCUUCCUGCCAUGGAAGUAAGAGCUCCAUAGACCGUUCCAGGCAAAGGAAAGCAGGAAAGAGAAGCCCAGAGAUCCCCUCACACAUGGCAGAGCCAGUGAGCAAACCAGUCAUCCUUAAAGGCCUAUGUCUAGAGUGAGCACAGCAUGGGGUUUCCAGCCCCAACAGUACCCACUGUGAAGCUAGCAGGGUUGCCCACCCACAGUCCCCUUCCAUCUUCCUACAGUUUGGAGAGCCCUUGACCUCACUGCAAUGCCUGGGGAUCAGACUGGCUCCCAUGGGGGAUGUCGCCUCCUGGCCAGUGUCCCCUACUCUAGUCCCCAUUCCUGUUGUCCUGCCCUUCUCACCAGGGAGAGACCUGAGGUGCUCCUGCUGGCCCCAGGAUGGGGGUGGGAAGUCCCACUGAGACCCAGGUGAGAUGGACCAUCCUGCUCAUGUAGGGGAACCUCUUUCCCACAACUGUGCUGUGUCCUUGUUGCUCUGCUUCCUUUAAAUGUGUCAGUCUCUGGGGGAGGGGAGGGCCACGCCCUCUGCACUCCCUUGAACCUGACCAAAAGCCAUGGCCGUGCUCCCCACUUUGUAUGAUGCAAAUGCUAAGAUGAUGUACAAAACCAACCAUGACAACAAAGAAAAAGACCUUGUACAGCA
This is a messenger RNA of Mastomys coucha (southern multimammate mouse), 4676 nucleotides long. It is a transcript of the gene Cplx2, whose product is annotated as complexin 2. NCBI's taxonomy places the organism in Eukaryota, Metazoa, Chordata, Mammalia, Rodentia, Muridae. The coding region runs from base 458 to 862 and encodes 134 amino acids. The transcript has 5 exons. Gene Ontology annotation, cellular component: SNARE complex; terminal bouton. Gene Ontology annotation, biological process: neurotransmitter transport; regulation of neurotransmitter secretion; synaptic vesicle exocytosis. Gene Ontology annotation, molecular function: syntaxin binding. The record is from RefSeq and is a predicted model, not a curated record.